This is a messenger RNA of Mytilinidion resinicola, 423 nucleotides long. RefSeq names its product ankyrin. The annotation marks the transcript as partial. Gene Ontology annotation, molecular function: protein binding. Lineage: Eukaryota; Fungi; Ascomycota; Dothideomycetes; Mytilinidiales; Mytilinidiaceae. The record is from RefSeq and is a predicted model, not a curated record. The transcript has a single exon.
CUGCUUCUCGACAAAGGCGCUAGAAUCAAUACCGUCCCGCCUCAGGGCACGUACGGCAAUCCGCUGCAGGCGGCCGCGAAAGAGGCACAUGUCAACAUGGUCCGGUUCCUGCUUGACCGUGGCGCAGACGUGAACGCCGUGGGAGGCAAAUACGGAACUGCCCUGCAAGCCGCAAUAUCCGUCGGCUCGGACGCGCUCGUGAAGACACUCCUCGAUGCCGGCGCCGAGGCGUCCAUUGAAGGCGGGUGUUACGGCUCUGCGCUGCAGGCUGCCGCAACAAUGCAUGGGAAGCAGUAUGUUCAGCUGCUUUUAGACCGCGAUGUGCCUGUCAAUACUAACGUAGGUAAAUACGGUAAUGCGCUCGCUGCGGCAGCGAAGUGUGCUAAUAAAGAAGCCGUGGAAAUUCUCCUUGCCCAUGGUGCC